UCCGCGUCCUUUUCAGAGACCCGAUCACAACCACCGUCACCACCUUCACCAGCCUCAUCACCAUCACCGCCGUCAAUCCCCCUGCCACGCUCACCAUCUAUACCCUCGACACCCAGCACUGGAAGUCCACAAGUCUUCACAGUCCCAGCCUCCUGUCCCUCCACUUCCCAGCCCACUUCAGCCCCCAGUUCCCACACCUCUUCCGCUGAAAGCUCCAUACUUGACUUGUCCGUAUUCAUUUCACUCAACCCCCAACCAGGAAUGACCCGUGAUCCCAGCCCAGGCAUGACUUUUCCAAGUCUAUCCAGCUCAGAGGCAGACCCUCAGUCCAUGUCCAGCUCUCAAGCCAGCGAAAACUUCACCGCUCCAAGAGGUACUUGGACUGUCUCAACGGAAGAAUAUCCUCGACCGACGGACAAUCUACAACCAAACUCGCAAACCAGCUCCCAAGAAGGCUUCAUCUAUUUCACCGAGACCCUACCCCUGAGCCCUCCUAUUCCACUUUCCCGGUGCCGGGGCGGUACUCCUCAGAUUAACUCCCAAGCUACUUCCCCGGACACUUCAAAUCCCCAACCCAGCAUUUAUCCAUACCCUACUCCUAUCCUACAAGUCAAAAUGCCCGGCUAUUGGGCUUCCUCUCGCAGUACUUCCCCCAUCCAAUCUCCGUUGUCCAGCUCUCAGCCAAGUCCCCAACCUCAUACCGCAACGAGCUCCAACCCCUACCCCAGUCCUAUUCUCCACGUAACCAUCAUGCCCGGCUCUUGGGUUUCCUCACCCAACUCUCCUAUCUCUUCUCUUUUCAGCUCGCCUGCUCUUGAGGCGGCUAUCUCUAGAGAUUCCAUUCCUUCGAAUCCUUCCACCACUUUCACCACUUCCACCGUUUCUCCCACUUCUUCUACUCCUGUUAUGCACGCGGGGAAUGACGCAGAAAAUACAGGUACUUCGCAAAUAACCAUCACCAUCGCCGGCCUCAACAUCUGCAACCCUACCACACAUGGCACCAACACCGACAGAAACACCAACACAAACACAUGCGCUAACCCCAGUGACAACACCAACGAAAAAGGACUUAACGCCGCUUUGACAACUUUGACUACCAUGCGCAGCUCGUGUGAAGGUGGUCCCCCUUCUCCUGCUAGUAGUACGGGUAGUUUUGAGCUGGGUUGUGUUCAGCAGUGAGAUACCUGAUAGGAAGGAAGGGUGAAUGGAUGGAUGGAUGGGAUUCGAUGGGGAUGAGAAUGAGAAUUGGGCUUGGAAUGGUAGUUCGAAGGGGGGAAUGGUGUACCUUACCUCUAGGUACAGGCACAGGCAGGUGAGUAGAAGCAGGGAAAGCGUAGGAGAGAUAAGUACCUAGGUACCUCCAAGGUACCUCUAGUGAGCUUGGGAUUGUGACGAGGAGAAGAUAUAGUGAGCGGUAUGCCAUCAAGUAUCUGUAUUGCCGUGUGAACCAUCCGGAUCCCCCAUCCAGUCAACGAAACAAGCUAUGGUACCUCUACCUGCGCAAAGGACGAAGAGACCUAGCAAACACGGACCCCGUUGACUCAUCGAUAAACCCCCUGAGCCCUCAGAUC
Molecule: messenger RNA, 1571 nt
Organism: Neurospora hispaniola
Lineage: Eukaryota; Fungi; Ascomycota; Sordariomycetes; Sordariales; Sordariaceae
Exons: 2
Source: RefSeq, a predicted model, not a curated record